This is a messenger RNA of Tripterygium wilfordii, 588 nucleotides long. RefSeq lists its product as uncharacterized. The transcript has a single exon. NCBI's taxonomy places the organism in Eukaryota, Viridiplantae, Streptophyta, Magnoliopsida, Celastrales, Celastraceae. Bases 1 to 588 code for a protein of 195 amino acids. The record is from RefSeq and is a predicted model, not a curated record.
AUGGUUUUGGUUCGGCUUAGGCCUGAGAGAUUCCCACCUGGUGCUUAUCAUAAACUACAUGAUAGAAGAAUCGGUCCAUUCCAGGUGGUACAGCGUAUUGGCUCCAACGCUUAUCGAGUAUUGUUGCCACCAAACAUUAGACUGCAUCCCGUAUUCAAUGUAGCUGAUUUAAUCAAGUACAAUGAAGACCCUGCCCCAAGUAGUGAAAGAACUGAAAUAUCAACUCCCAACGUGCCUCCCAUACCAGCAACGAAUGAGAAAGUGGAUCACAUUAUAGACCAUCAAUUUGUCUCUAUGAGGCGGGGAGGGUAUCACAAAUUUCUUGUCCAUUGGGUGGGCAAACCAGAAUCUGACAAUUCAUGGAUAAAUGCGGAAGAAUUAGCCCAAUUGAAUCCCAUUCUGCUUGAAAACUACUGCCAGCAUCAUUCGACGGAGUCGAAUUUCUUAGUGAAGGAGGGAAUUGGUGCAAAAGAUGGCUUUAGUUUCAGUGGACCAACUAAGGGGCCCAUGCCCGUGCAACUAGACAUUCAACACAACCUUGAAGAAUUAAAGGCAGGAGACACGGAGCUGAUGGUGGCUGAAAUCUAG